CUCUGAAUGAAGUUCAGGGAUGGAGGAAGAAUUGCGGCUCUCGGAUGGCAGUGUAUCUGCUCCCUCCACGUGCUGGCUCAACCCUCACACCGGAUUCUUUGGCACCAUUAAGAACUCCCCGAGCGACUUUGUGGUGACGGAGAUCAGCUUGUGCGGGUGCAUGGUAAGCGAUGUUCACUCUGAGAGCUGCAGAGGCGCUGAGGAAACUGACCAAGAGCCCUGUGUGCCAUUCCGCAAAAGACUAAAGAAGGCAGAAGAAAUUUGGGACAAUGUUGGGUCAGUGGAGAGCUCUUCUGGGUGUUUAAGUCUCGGAGGUUCCGAAGGUCUCGAAGACAGUUGCAGUGAGGCUACUGGUUGUAAUUCACCAGGUUCUGUCUUUCGGUCAGUGAAACUGGCUCCGGGCAGUGCCUUGGAUUCCUUCCUGGACGUGGCUGUGGCUGACUCGCUGGAGAGAUUUGCCCGUUUAGUUGAAGCAUGGAUCACACAGGAGGAGGGAGAUGGGGAAGGGACGGUCUUCUCCCUCGGAGUAUUUCCUGACAAAAGCCACCGAGCAGACAUCCACCGUGCCGUCCGUCAAAAAUACCCCUUCCUCAAGACGCUGACGAUUGGGGCCGAAAUCCUAGUCAAGCCGGACGGGAACUACUCCGGGCUCAGUCGCCUGCUCUCCCGGCGGGAAGCUGGUGACUUUCUCCGCUUCCUGGACUCCAGGGAUAAAAAUUCCACAUUUACCUUCAGCCCAGAUGGCAGCAAGGACCACAGGAAAGCCGUCCACCAUUUUGUCAGCAAGCGCUUUGGGAAAAUGGUGGAAGCAAAAAGCUUUCCAGAGCGCGGAGGCGACGGUGGCCACCAGAGGGCAGCGAUUACUGUUCGAUUCCGGGAGAGAUUUGCUUUCGGUAAGAAACGCAGUGCAGAUGAUUGUCCGGAGGCACCAGCGACCUACACAGCCUUCACACUUCGUAAGGAAAACACGGAAACCCUGGACGCUAUCGGUAUCCUGGCGGCAGAACUUGGUGUCGUGCCAUCAGAUUUCAGCUAUGCCGGCAUUAAAGAUAAGAAGGCGGUGUCUUUCCAGACUGUGGUGGUGAAGAACGUAACACCCAGGAGGUUAGAUGUGAAGAAGGCGAGGCUACAGAGCAAAGGUUUGAAGGUGUAUAACAUCCGCCUGGCCCCUCAGCACCUGCGCCUUGGCCAACUCUGGGGAAACCAUUUCAAUAUUGUGGUGAGAGGUGUCCGCAAGCACCAGGGGGAUGAUCCUGAGGCAAGUCUCUCUGAUCGGGUGCUGGAAGCUAUUCACAACGUCAAGGAAAAGGGCUUUGUGAAUUUCUAUGGACUGCAGCGAUUUGGAUUGGGGCAGAAUGUUCAGGCAGAUCAAAUUGGUUUGGCUCUACUUAAGGAACAUUUGGUCCAGGCUGUCCAUUUAUUCUUCACACCAGAAGAAGGAAAUAAUCCUGUCAAUAAGGCGAAGAGACAUUUUCUCCUAACUGGGGAUGUCAAAGCGACACUGGCCUUGAUGCCGGACUACAAGACCAGAGAGCGGCUGAUGCUUCGUGCUUUGAAUCGCUAUGGCACAGAUCAGGAGGGCUGUGCCCAGGCUUGGCUCAGUAUUCCACACUCCAUGAGGCUCCUUUAUAUCCACUCCUACUGCAGCAAGGUAUGGAACCAGGCAGUGUCUUACCGGGUUAAGACAUAUGGCUUGAGACCUGUGGAGGGCGACUUGGUGAUCGCAGAGAGUGCUGAGGCUUCGUCAUCUCAGAACGAUCGGGUACAUGUUGUGACAGCAGAAGAUCAGAAGGCAAAUCUUUAUUCCAUUGACCAAAUUGUUCUUCCAAUGCCCGGUAACAGCACCCAAUAUCCAUCCAACCAGCUUGACCAAUGGUACCAGGAAACCUUGGCCAGGGAUGGACUGAAGACAUGCAAGUUUAGACUUCCUGCUCUACAUCUGAACAUCCCUGGUUGUUAUCGUCGGCUGCUCGCCCACCCUCAGCACCUUGCCUGGCAGUGGCUGGGAGACGGAGAUGUGGCUCCAGUGAGCAGAGACUGUCAUCCUGUCGAUGAAUGCGGUGCUGUGAGCGACUCGCUCUCCCUGACCUUCAGCCUCAGACCAUCGUGCUACGCAACCGAGUGUCUCCGAGAAGUGAUGAAGUCCAGCGUGUGAUAGGACAGGACCCAAUGGUACUUCUAUGAGCAGAUGGCACAACCCGUCCUGUAGCUCAGUGGUUAGAGCACUCGCUUUGCAAGCGAGAGACCU
Molecule: messenger RNA, 2248 nt
Organism: Callorhinchus milii (elephant shark)
Lineage: Eukaryota; Metazoa; Chordata; Chondrichthyes; Chimaeriformes; Callorhinchidae
Product: pseudouridine synthase 7 like
Biological process (GO): pseudouridine synthesis
Cellular component (GO): nucleus
Molecular function (GO): pseudouridine synthase activity; RNA binding
Source: RefSeq, a predicted model, not a curated record